Molecule: messenger RNA, 3189 nt
Organism: Spinacia oleracea (spinach)
Lineage: Eukaryota; Viridiplantae; Streptophyta; Magnoliopsida; Caryophyllales; Amaranthaceae
Product: pentatricopeptide repeat-containing protein At5g18950
Exons: 3
Coding region: 72-1826 (584 amino acids)
Molecular function (GO): protein binding
Source: RefSeq, a predicted model, not a curated record
AGUGUAACUUUCUAACUUAUAAUUGUACUCUGUUCUUGAUUAUACUCCCUCAUUUCACACCUUUCCUUCCAAUGGCAAAGCAAGUAUCGUUCAUUUUCCGCCAAAACCCUAAGCCCUGUUUCCGACACUUUUCAACCAAUUCCGAACCCCAACAACAGCAACAAUUGAUCACAAAAGUUGCUGGGGAAGUUUGUGAGAUCAUUCGCACUCGCCCCAGAUGGGAGAAUACACUAAUCUCUCUUUUCCCAUCCUUCAAUUUCUUGGACACCAGAUUCUUCAAUGAGGUACUUCGACUUCAAAACAAUCCAUUUCUCUCUCUUCGUCUCUUCAAUUGGCUUGAAUCCCAAUCUGGGUUUUCCCUUGAUCCCAUUUCAUGUAAGUCUUUGUUUACUUCCCUUGUUGAAUGUAAUGCUUCUGUUGUUGCGAAAUCGAUUUACGACUCGUUUCCUCAGUUUAACCAUGAGCCGGAUUCAGUUGAGUCUUUGAUUUGUUGUUUGUGUAAUGAUGGGUUUGUUAAUGAGGCUGUUGAUUUGUUUGAGAAGUUGAAAUCAUUGGGGCAUCGCCCAUCUAUUGUUACUUGGAAUGCCGCCUUUGCCGGGGCGGUUCGGGAUAAGAGAACUGAUAUUGUUUGGAGUUUGUAUGGGGAGAUGAUGGAUUGUGGGGUUGUUCUAAAUGUGGAGACUGCUGGGUAUUUGAUUCAAGCUUGUUGUAUUGAUAACAAUGCUGAGGGGGGUUAUGAGCUUCUUCGCCAGAUUCGGAAGGAUGGGGUUGUUCCUGAUACUGUUGCUUUGAAAAGAUUGAUAAGUGGAUUUUCUAUGGAUGGAAAGUAUGAUAGGGUUUCAGAGCUUUUGCAUCUGAUGGUUGAAACAAAUCAUCACCUUGAUAUUUUUACUUAUCAAGAAAUAAUUCAUGGUCUUUGCAAGUGUGGGAGAGUGGGUGAAGGGUAUCGAGUUUUUAAUGAGCUCAAGGCUAGAGGGUAUGCUCCGGAUAGGGUGAUGUAUACGAUAAUGAUUCAUGGGCUUUGUCAGUUAAAAUGGAUUGAGAAAGCUAGGGGUUUGUGGGUUGAAAUGAAAGAAAAAGGUAUACCUCCAAAUGAGUAUACUUAUAAUGUGCUUAUUCGUGGAUAUUGUCGAAUCUAUGAAGUUGAAGAGGCUUUAAAGUUGCUAAAGGAGAUGUGUGAUAGAGGUUAUAGGCUGAACACUGUGAAUUAUAACACCUUGAUUGCUGGAUUGUGCAUGAAUAGAAGGACAAAGGAAGCUUGUGACUUGUUUGAAGAAAUGUCUCAGAGUGGUGUUGUACCUGAUGUAAUUACAUACAACUCUCUUAUCCGGGGCCUCUGUAAGGAUGGACAGUUGGCUAAGGGUCAGGUGUUCUUUGAAGAGCUUUUGGCACAAGGAUUGACGCCUACAAAUUCAUCCUAUACACCUUUUAUUGAACAACUUUGUCGUCUGGGAAGAACUCAGCAAGCAUUAGAGCUGUUGACAGAUAUGAUGAACAGAGGGGUUGAACCUUCAAUAUACAACCGGGAAUGUAUUGUAGAUGGAUUGUGCAAGGAAGGAUCACCAAUUGAUGGGAUGCGUUGGUUGUCUGAGAUGCUAGAUAGAAAGCUUAUUCCAAGACGGAAGGUCUUUCUGGGACUCAUUAAAUGCCUUGUUCAGCAAGAUAAGCUGGAGUCUGCACUAAUUGUUGUGAACUCUAUGCUACCAGUAGGGUAUAUGCUUGGGAAAUUUUUAUCCCGUUCCCUUGUUAGUAAAUUUUGUAGUACUAAUUCAAACCAUGUUGAGAUGCUUCUCCAAGAUAUCAUAUCCAGUAGCCAAGUUUCCUAGCUAUUUGUGCUGAUGCAUUAUCUGAGAUAGAUUUGUUACUGUCUAUGGUCUUUCUUGCUCAAGCAUGGAGGCGAAGACAUGUUAUAUGGUACACUGUCCUUAUUAAGCUAUAGUGCUGCUAGUGUGACUGUUUGCUCCAUUAGUGGCUCAGCAUAUAUGCACAACCUUGAUGUUAUGAUUACUCAUUGUCACCAUCGUUAAUUUGGACCUCUUUGCUCAGGAAGGAACUGUCUUUGUAGAGGUCUUUCCCUUUUUCACUUGUCCAACUCAAAUUUUCUUGGUGGUGAUCAACGGUUGUAUGUGGACUCUCAACUCUUUGCUUUGAUGUGAUGCAAUGCGCAGGCAAACAGAUUAAAGUGGCAGUGAGCUAUUGACAAGUACUUGUAUUUCUUAUUGUCUUUCUUUCACAAAACAACUUCUCCAAUAUACAAAGAACUACACAGUAUAUUGCACCAACCAAGCUAUUUCCUCAGAAAUUACUUAUGCAGAAGAAAUACUGGUUUACUGGUAACCCAUACUACAGUGAUAUGAGUGAUUUCUCUUGCCCUCUUGCCAUGGUAUUUUACGCUGCUAUUUAUGGACCUCAUCACGAAAUAGUCUAUUGCUUAAUGCACUUAACACCCUUUGUGCAUACCUAGACAUUUGAGUCAAUUCAUCUGGCAGAUUGGAGCUUUACACAUGUUGAGUAUCAAUCCUACAUUGGGGAAGGAAGAACUCCUAAAGGACUAGGUCAGUACAAACCACCUCAGGUAUCUGUUAAAAUUUAUAUACACAUUUCAGAAAAAGUAAGAUAUCUCUCUCUACAUGCUUUCUUUGGUCCUAUGCUCUUCCUGUCCCUCUCAGCUUAAAAUUCGCUGUCUUUUUUAAUCUCAUCAUGUUGUGCACUUCCCAGUUUAAUGCCGCGCUGUUGGACUUCUUAGGCCGCCCCAAUGCUCAAGCUUCUCAAGAUAGGAUAUCUUCUUGUUUUCUGGAGUCUUUGCCAUAAUCUUUUCAUGAUCAUGCUCUUUCAGGUAUUCAUCAAAAUCACUACCUGGGUUCUUCUUUGCUUCUCCCUGGUCGAUAUUCCAUCCCAUAAAAUCCAGUAAUGUCAUGGAUGUUGGUGUCCCUGGUGUAAGAUUCUCUUCUGGUUCACUCCCUGAUGAUGAUUUUACUGCUAAAGCAUCAGCAUAAACGACAUCAUCUACCCGAUUCAAGAUGGCAGCAGCCAAACUUUCUAGUACCCUUGAGUAGCUCUCUAGUACCGCGUGUCCCACAUCCUGUAAAACACAAAAGUAAAAAUAUCCAGAUUGUUAGAGACUAUGUUUGGAAUUUGUAUCAGAAACUUGCUGAAUAAAAUGAAAUGAUCUUGGUCAGUUACCUUGUU